This is a messenger RNA of Lagenorhynchus albirostris (white-beaked dolphin), 2930 nucleotides long. It is a transcript of the gene CCDC142, whose product is annotated as coiled-coil domain containing 142. The record is from RefSeq and is a predicted model, not a curated record. NCBI's taxonomy places the organism in Eukaryota, Metazoa, Chordata, Mammalia, Artiodactyla, Delphinidae. The coding region runs from base 625 to 2919 and encodes 764 amino acids. The transcript is spliced from 9 exons.
GGCCGCGCCGCGAGGCUUGCGGAAUCUUAGUUCCCAGACCAGGUACUGAUCCCUACCCUCGGCAGUGAAAGCGCGGAGUCCUAACCCCUGGAUCUCCAAGAGACCGAAUUCCUUGCAGAGUUUGGGGACAGCAGCGACCCCCCCAGCGGGCAGCCGGGCCGCAGAGGACAGACUAUAGGAAAGGAAGGCGGCGGCGCGUCUGGGGGCCUCGGGGUAGGUGAGCUGGAGCCCUCUGCCCAUCACGUGAAGCACAAAAUCCUACUGAAAACAGAUCUAAUUGGGGCUGCCCCAGUCUUCCUGGACCCCCUCCGGUCUUGUCUCACCUGCUUACCUAGCUUGACCAGCCCCACAGUCUUCGGAAUCGGUGCCAUCCCCGUCAACAGUGACCCGAAAGUGAAAGUGUCAUUCGACACCGGCCGAAGGGCAGAGUAGGACAGAGUAGGCAGCCAUCUUUGUUGGGGGCAGAAGCCUCCGCUUACGGAGCGCGAGAGAGUGCAUGACGGUCCCGGCGGCUCCCGGGCCGGAGACGACGGCUCCGGGGAUGGGGCGGAGCCCCGGCUACGGCAGGCGUUGGGCAGUACGGGGAGGUGGGAAUCGUUAGCUUCGUUCCGGACAAGCUGUCCCAUGGCCCAAGCGUCUCGCUCUGGUGGCCUUCUGCCUCCGCUGGCUACCGUGCCGCCGUUACGGGCGCAGGCCGGGGGCGCUGAGGAGGAGCAGUGGCAGAGAAAGCGGGCAGGCGCUCUCCGCCGGGACGUUCGUGGCUGGCUGCGGCUGCCGGUUGCCCGAAGCAUCCCCUGCCUGGACCCACGGCCCGGCGGAGCUCCGAGAGGGCAGCCGUGGUGUGCGGUGCCGGCGGACGCAGGAGAGCACCGUGAGGCUGGCGCUGUGGACUGGGGGCGGGAGCCGGCAGCUGGCGGCCCGACCCCUCCAGCGCUGCAGCGUCUCCGGGCGGUGUUGCUUCGGCUGCACCACGAGCGGCAGGAGCUUCUCCACGCACAGGACUGCGCUCGCCACCUACAGGCGACCGUGCGCCUCCUGAGGAUCCUGAGUCCCGGCGCUCCAUCCCCCAGCCACUUGCCUCAGCUGUGCAGCGACCUGUUGGGGCACUCUUCCGGAGGCGCGGUCGUGCGAAACGGCCUUCAGGAGACACCCGAGCCGCUACUCCUGGCACGAUCCGUCGGACUAGCCGCCCAGCGCCUGGAUGCUACUAUCGAGAUGCAGCUUCGGGCUCUGGGCCAGGCGCCCGCCAGCCCGGGCCUAUCGUCCCAAAUCGCCGACCUGCUGCUGGCACUUCCCGCCUACCACCAGCUGCAGGGAAAAGCCUUGAGCUACGUUCCAGGGGCAGCGCGCCCUUAUCCCCCGGCCCGUGUGCUCCGCCUCCUGACGGGGGAGCGGGGUUGCCAGGUGGCAGGUUGGCUGGAUGAGGCGCUCAGGGGAUCUGACUUGAGGGACCAGCUCCGCAGGCGGUGCCAAGAGGAGCGGGAGCUGCUGCCAGGGCUACUGGGCCUGAUGGGGGGCGUGACGGGUUCAGCCAGCAGUGGACUGGGGCUUGGAGGGGCUGGGGCCCUGUGGAGCCAGUACUGGACCAUGCUGUGGGCAGCCUGUGCUCAGAGUCUGGACCUAAGUCUAGGACCCUGGAGGGACCCCAGGGCAGCGGCACAACAGCUGAGUCAGGCACUGGGUCAGGCAUCACUGCCUCAGGAGUGUGAGAAGGAGCUGGCUUCUUUGUGUCACAACCUAAUUCAUCAGUCUCUUAUCUGGAGCUGGGAUCAAGGCUUCUGCCAGGCCUUGGCAUCUGCUAGUGGAAAUCAGAGCAGCCUUCCCUCAUCCUCUCAUACCACUGAACUUUUGCAACAGCUCUUCCCUCCUCUCUUGGAUGCCCUUCGAGAACCCAGGUCAGGACUGCUCCUCUGCCGGCCUCCAGGUCCUGCCCCCCUUGCCCUGGGGCUCUGUACCCUGCAGACCAUCUUGCUCUGGUUUUGGGGCAGAACUCAGCAGCAUCUGGCAGCGUGGGCCCCAGGUUCCUUCCUGCUCCUGAUCCAGAAGGAUUUACCUCCUUUAUUAUAUGAGGCAGAAGCUUUGUCUAGCCUGGCCUCAGAGGAAAGCUUGGCCCUGGAGGUGGAGCAGCAGCUGGGCCUGGAGAUCCAGAAGCUGACUGCACAGAUCCAGCUCCUGCCUGAAGAGUCACUAAAUUUCUUUUUUCAAGAAUGUCAUAAACGAGCCACACAGGACUUCGAACUCCACAUGCCACGGGGUCGGUACUGGCGGCAUCGCCUCUGUCCUGAACUUCCCAGCAUUCCUAGUGAGUAUGCUGGGUUGGUGGUCCGCAGGGUACUGGAGCCUGUGUUGCAAGGACUGCAAGGACUGCCACAGCAAGCCCAGGCCCCUGCCCUCAGCCUGGUGCUGACUGCCAUCCUGGGUGCCUGGCUUGACCACAUCCUCACCCACGGGAUCCGGUUCAGCCUGCAGGGGGCGCUGCAGCUCAGACAAGACUUUGGAGUGGUCAGGGAGUUGCUGGAGGAGGAGCAGUGGGGCCUGUCCCCAGAACUUCGCCAGACUCUGUUCACGCUCAGCAUCUUCCAGCGGCUGGAUGGGGCCCUGCUGUGUCUGUUGCAGCAGCCCCUGCCCAAGACUCAAGUCCACAGGGGGCCUCCCUGUUGCUGUGCAUGUAAUGAGGUCCAGACCAUGGAAUUGCCCAGCAGCAGCCUCAACAGCCUGGAGAGCUUGGAGCCCCCUCUUCGACCUGGAGCACUCCCAGCCCAGACAGCUCAGCUGCUAAGCACACUGUGGGGAGAAGGACCUAGUCCUGAGGCUUACCUGGUAGGAAAUCAGCAGGCCUGGCUUGCCCUGAGGCAGCACCAGCAUCCCCGCAGGCACUUACCUUUUCUUUCCUGCCUGAGGACCAGUUCUGAAUCCUAAGGACCCUAAUC